GCGAGAGAGGGCAGUGGGGGAAGAGCGAGGGAAAGGGGGCCGGACCUUCACACAGAUGUGAAAGAUUAGCAGCGUCUCAUUUUUCCAAAGGCUUGAGCCGUGGAGUUUGUGCCUGUCAGGAGCUCAUGUGGGAAGUAAGCUUUGUUCACUGUCACAGUUUCUCCCGGCUCCGCGUGUUGGAAAGAUGUACGAGCGAUACAAGCGGAGGUAUAGUUUGUGCGCCAAAGGAGAGACAACUGUGGAUGUAGUUUUAAUCAAGAUCCACAGAGACAAAGACGCACUCUGUUCCAGUGUUUCCCAAAAGAGACACAGCCUGUCCACAGACGGUUCACGGUAUCCGGAGUUUCAGACUUGCAGGUCUGAAUUGGUUUCUUUUCGAGACUCGGGCAGCGAUACAGAUGGAUUUCUUAGUCCUGAUGCUGGAGAGGAUAAUGUCUUCAGAAAGGGUCAGGGGUCAGUAGGAGGAGGUGACAGCACCAGCGAGGUCUCGGUCUCCUGCUCCUCCACAGACGACACAACCAGCGUGGGACGUCCCAGCUCGUCCGCCGAGAGCUCAGAGGAGUCCCAACUCAGAGGAGAAGCGGAGGACGAGGCUAAAGACAGACUAACAGAGACGCCGCUGCCCGCUUCUCUCUUCCGCUCCUCUGGACGACCCCUCUCUCCCUUCCGCAGACACAGCUGGGGUCCUGGAAAGAACCAGGCGGGAGAGGAAGAAAUGAACCAGCGCAGUUCUGUGCAAAAUGCAGGAGAGGGGAAGCCUGUGUUUUACAGAAGAAGUUUGAGCUGGUGUCCCAGUGAACCCUGCCCAGAACUGGAAGAGAUUAGAAAACUCAUCAGUUACAGUCUAGAGGGUCUGGCAGCCGGGAUCGAGGAUGGCAAACGCUGGCGGUCUGGAGCUCCGUCUAAAGAUCAACGGGGGGUUCAGCGUCAGGACAGCGAAGACAGAGGCUCACUCAUGUCCCUCACCGAAGAAGGUCCCGAAUCCGAUUUAGGAGAAUGCAGAAGUCCAGGCAUUCAGAAAUCCAGGAAAUAUCAUCAGUUCCGAAACAGCAGUUCAUCCGUGACGCUUCCUCUCACAAAAUCAGUCUCCAUGCUGUCCAUCAGUCAACGGGACUUAGAUGCAAUAGGAAGGAUUCGGAGAAAGAGACGGAUCUCUUUUACCUUCAACCUCUCACCGAUUCUCCCCAAAUCUAAAAGUGUCAUUACUGUCAGCUCUUCAUCUAGUGAUGAGGAGGACAUUAUAAGCAUGACGUCAUUCAGCACUGCCGGUAAUAUGGGAUACAGCAUUACAGAGGAGGAACCGGGACCUUUAAGAGGAGAUUUUGAGAAAAGUUCUACCAAAGUGAGCCGGACGUUCAGCUACCUGAAGAACAAAAUGUACAAGAAAGCACGAGAAAAAGAAAAGGAAAAGAAUCGCGAAAAAGACAGAGAGGCCAAAGAGAGAGAGAAGAAAUCAGUGAAUGGGCACCUGUUUACCGCAGUAAACUCUCUGCAUCCGGCUUUGUGUCAGCAGUGCAAUAAAACGCUCAACACUAAAGAUGCUGUCCACUGCACAAAUUGCAAUAUCAGAGUUCAUAAGAGUUGUAGAGAAAACAUCCCUAUUUGUCUUAAAAGCAGAAUGAAGCAGUUUGCAAUACCAGAGUCCACCACCAUGCCUGUCGUCACUCUACGAACAAAAUCGUCCACGCUUCGGGAGAGACCAUGGUCUGCUAUCUUUUCCCCAGAGGAACAUUCUGUGAUCAUUCCAUCCAGGCGACCCACUAGUAUUAUGCCCUUCCACAGCAGCAACCUCUCCAAAAGCAUGUCCAUCAACAAUAUUGCAAUGUUUGACGACAUGCCUCUUAGUGGUCGGCGGUAUCUAUCUCAAUCCACAGACUCGCUCCAUAAACCCAAUAAGGUCACAGCGUCCAAUGAGUCUCUAGACGAAGGAACUGAGAUGGUCGACAGUCGGCUGAUGGGAGAUUUUGAAGCAGACGUUAAAGAACUGGAGGCCGACUCCUGGAGCCUUAUUGUAGACAAGAAAUAUCUGAAACAACUCAAGAAGGACAUCAUUAAGAGACAAGACGUCAUCUAUGAGCUGAUCCAGACAGAGAUGCAUCACCUGCGGACGUUACGGAUCAUGUGUGAUGUGUACAGCAAGGGUCUGUUGAUGGAUCUGCAGCUGGAGCCCCAGGCGGUGGAGAAGAUGUUCCCCAUGCUGGAUGAUCUGCUGGAGCUGCACUCCUUUUUUUUCAGCGCUCUGCUGGAGAGAAAAAAAGAGGCCCGGCUGGACGGGACAGACGGAUUCUUGAUCCACAGGAUAGGAGAUUUGCUGGUCAGCCAGUUUUCAGAUUCCAACGCAGAAAGCAUGAAGAGAAUCUAUGGCAAAUUCUGCAGCCGACACAACGAAGCAGUCAACUUCUACAAGGAUCUGCAUGCCAGAGACAAACGCUUCCAGGCCUUCAUCAGGAAAAAAAUGAGCAGCAGUGUUGUCCGGCGCCUGAGCAUCCCAGAGUGCAUAUUACUGGUCACUCAGCGGAUAACAAAGUACCCGGUGCUUUUACAAAGGAUCCUGCAGCACACCAAAGAGAACGAGAAGGAUUUUGAGGACUUGACGCAGGCUUUUCAGUUGUUGAAGGAUAUAAUUGCGUCGGUGGACAGUAAAGUAAAUGAACAUGAAAAGAAGAAGAAGUUGAAGGAGAUCUACGGCCGAACGGACAGCAAGUCCAUCACGCGGAUGAAGAGCGGACAGAUGUUUGCUCGAGAGGAUCUUGUGCGCGGACGCAGGCUUCUUCAUGAUGGGCCUCUGCAGCUGAAGAACACAGCUGGACGACUCAAAGAUGUCCAUGCUCUUCUUCUUUCUGAUGUCUUGGUGUUCCUUCAAGAAAAAGACCAGAAAUAUGUUUUCGCAUCUCUGGACCAGCGCGCCACCGUCAUUUCCCUUCAGAAGCUGAUUGUGCGUGAGGUGGCACACGAGGAGCGCGGCCUCUUCCUCAUCACCGCCGGCAUCGCAAACCCAGAGAUGGUGGAGGUUCACGCCAGCUCGCGAGAAGAGCGCAACACCUGGAUGCAGAUCAUUCAGGAUGCCAUGCACUCCAU
Danio rerio (zebrafish) is the source of this 3078-nucleotide messenger RNA. The record is from RefSeq and is a predicted model, not a curated record. NCBI's taxonomy places the organism in Eukaryota, Metazoa, Chordata, Actinopteri, Cypriniformes, Danionidae.